CCCAAAAUUUCCUUCCGUUUUAGAAAAUCCAAAGUUACAAAAAAGCUGAGAAAUUUCUUCAAAAAGUUUGAAAUCUAGACUAAUCAGCAGCAGCAAUUACACGCCGCUACUAUACAUACAUAGUACAGGCCGGCGAUGUUCGCCGGAUCUAAUUCACAAAACUGAUAAGCAACUAAAUGAAUCUUAAAAAACCCAUCUGACAUGGUGUCAUGCAAUGCCCAAAUUCUCUAAGCGCCCAUGUAUUGUUCAAUCUAUCAUCAAUCUAUGCUCUCAAGGUCUCUUCAAACAAGCCAUUCAUUCCCUUGAUAUUAUUGCUCGUAAAGGUACUCGUUUAGACUCGAAUAUACUUGCUUUUCUUCUGCGUGAGUGUGCUGAUUCCAGGUCUUUAAAAGAGGGCAGAUGGGUCCAUCUUCAUUUGAAGCUCACUGGGUUCAAACACCCCAGUACGUUUUUAUUGAAUCAUUUGAUUAAUAUGUACUGUAAAUGUGGUGAUCAUGUUGUUGCACGCCAACUGUUUGAUAAAAUGUCGGAUAGGAAUUUGUAUUCGUGGAAUAAUAUGGUUUCUGGGUAUGUUAAGUUGGGGAUGGUGGGUGCUGCUAGGAGGUUGUUUGAUAGAAUGCCGGUGAGGGAUGUUGUGUCGUGGAAUAGCAUGGUUGUUGGGUAUGCCAAGAGUGGGGAGUUUGGUGAGUGUGUGAGGUUUUUUAAGGAGUUGAGGAGGUCGUCGAUUGGGUUAAAUGAGUUCAGCUUUUCUGGGGUUUUGACUGUUUGUGUGAAAGGUAAGGAUUUUGGGUUUACUAAGCAGGUUCAUUGUCGGGUUUUGGUUGAUGGGUUUUUGUCAAAUGUGGUAAUAGUGAGUUCUAUCGUUGAUGCAUAUGCUGCUUGCGGGAAGUUAGAUGACUCGAGAAGAUUGUUUGAUGAGAUGAAAAUUAGGGAUGUUCUUGCUUGGACCACCUUGGUAUCUGGAUAUGCCAAGUGGGGAAAGAUGAAAUUAGCUAGGGAAUUGUUUGAUGCCAUGCCUGAGAAAAAUUCUGUCUCUUGGACUGCUUUAGUCUCAGGAUAUGCUAGAAAGAAUAUGGGAGAUGAGGCCCUUGAAUUAUUUACAACAAUGAUAAGGUCUCGUUUCAAACCAGAUCAAUUUACUUUUAGUAGUUGCCUGUGUGCUUGUGCUAGUAUACCAUCACUUAAGCAUGGUAAAGAAAUUCAUGCAUUUUUGAUGAGGAGUAAUUUCAGACCUAAUACAAUUGUUGUGAGCUCUCUCAUCGACAUGUAUUCAAAGUGUGGAAAGAUACGAACAGGAGAAAGGGUUUUUGAUGUUUCGGGUGAUAAAAAUGAUAUUAUACUGUGGAACACAAUUAUAUCUGCCUUGGCACAACAUGGUCUUGGUGAAGAAGCAAUACAAAUGUUUAGAUACAUGGUACGCAGAGGCUUGCAACCCGAUAGAAUAACUCUUGUUGUCAUUUUAAAUGCUUGCAGCCACUCGGGGCUUGUACAGGAGGGCCUUUGCAUUUUUGAAUCCAUUACAAGUUACUAUGGUGUCUCUCUGGAUCAAGAACAUUAUGCAUGCUUAAUUGAUCUUCUGGGUCGAGCGGGUAAGUUUGAUGAGGUGCUAAAGCAGCUCAAAAGGAUCCCCUUUGAACCUGAUAGUCGUGUUUGGAAUGCCUUACUAGGUGUUUCUAGGAUUCAUGGUAACAUCGAAAUGGGAAGAAUGGCAGCUGAACACCUUGUUAAAUUGGACCCUUUGUCCUAUGCGGGUUAUGUUGCGCUGUCAAGUAUAUACGCUGCACUUGGGAAAUGGGAAUCUGCGGAGAACAUAAGACAGAUCAUGAAUGAUAGAAAUUUGAAGAAAGACCAAGCACUUAGCUGGUGAAGAGCUAGAUAUAGGCUCCAUGCUUCAUUAGCAUUUCCGUAUAGGUAUAACUUUUUCAAGGUUAAAUAUUUAAUUUUGGAACUGCCAAUCAGAUGGAAGAUGUGCUGCUUGAUACUUGUAGGUAUGUCUUGCAAGUUUUAACUCUUUGCGAAGAGGAAUCAGUAGACACGAGAGUUACUUGAUCGGAUGGCUUAGCUUGUACCAUUUUUGUUAGUUUGUCUAGUAGGCGGGCUGCUGACUCUAGAUUGUUAAAUUUUGACUCCAUAGAACUACAUUUUUACAGGACAUAGGUGCUACACAAUCUUUUCUGUUAUUAAGUAAGAGAGAGUUGUGUGAGCUUUAGAUAAGCUCUGGGGGGGUGUUUUAUUGUUGCUUGUAUUUUCUUAACAUCCAGAGAGAGGUUUCUUUUUCGAAAUUCUUAUCAAAUAAAACAAAAUUUAUAUUCUCAUUUCCAGAUGA
Daucus carota subsp. sativus is the source of this 2326-nucleotide messenger RNA. RefSeq names its product pentatricopeptide repeat-containing protein At2g21090. Gene Ontology annotation, molecular function: protein binding. Lineage: Eukaryota; Viridiplantae; Streptophyta; Magnoliopsida; Apiales; Apiaceae. The transcript has a single exon. Bases 215 to 1867 code for a protein of 550 amino acids. The record is from RefSeq and is a predicted model, not a curated record.